AUGAAAAUUAUUAAUUAUCAAGAGUGUCAUCAAAAAGAUCUUAAAAAACUUUCAUAUGAAUGGUUAGAAAAAUAUGUUUCAAUUGAACCAAUCGAUGAAGAGAUGUUGAAUAAUCCAAAGAGUUUUAUUUUAGAUGGUGGUGGUCAUAUAUUUAUGGCACAACACGGUGAACAUAAUGAAACUGUAGGAACUGUCUCUUUAAUACAAGUUGAUGAUAAAACUUUUGAAUUAGCAAAAUUAGCAGUCACUGAAAAAUAUCAAGGUUUAAAAUUAGGUCAACAUUUAAUGGAACACUGUUUAAAUGUUGCUAAACAACAAGGUGCAACUAAAGUUAUUUUAUAUACAAAUCAAAAAUUAACAAAAGCAAUUGGAUUGUAUAAAAAAUUCGGAUUCAUUGAAAUACCAUUAAAUAAUAAUAAAUAUAUAGAAUCAGAUUUAAAAAUGGAAUUAUUAUUUUAA
Dictyostelium discoideum AX4 is the source of this 459-nucleotide messenger RNA. Its product is annotated as GCN5-related N-acetyltransferase. The coding region runs from base 1 to 459 and encodes 152 amino acids. The record is from RefSeq and is a predicted model, not a curated record. The transcript has a single exon. NCBI's taxonomy places the organism in Eukaryota, Evosea, Eumycetozoa, Dictyosteliales, Dictyosteliaceae. Gene Ontology annotation, molecular function: acyltransferase activity, transferring groups other than amino-acyl groups; acetyltransferase activity; transferase activity.